Orbicella faveolata is the source of this 1756-nucleotide messenger RNA. RefSeq lists its product as uncharacterized. The record is from RefSeq and is a predicted model, not a curated record. Gene Ontology annotation, molecular function: protein binding. NCBI's taxonomy places the organism in Eukaryota, Metazoa, Cnidaria, Anthozoa, Scleractinia, Merulinidae. Gene Ontology annotation, cellular component: cytoplasm.
CAGUGACAACAUGGCCAUAGCAAGUGAAUCGCUUCGAAAUUUAUGUCUACAGAACUUGCUUCGCUAUCCGGAUUUGAUUGAAAAUGGAUUUGAGGACCUUCCCUUAGAGAUCACACAAGCUAUUCUUCAUUCUUCUAUUCGUAGUUACAACCUGACUACGUUUAAACACGUCUUAAAGUUUUGGCCUAUGCGAGUAGUUGUGUUGCGAGGAAAUUCCUACUUGGAGGAAGAAGGCCAGUUUGUUGGAAAAGCUGUCGCUGAGUAUAUCCCUGAAAGAGACGAAACUGAUACGGUUCAAGUAAUUGACAUAAGAGAAAGAGAUCUUGGGUUUGAUGGUACUACUGCACUGUGCAGGGCAGUCAUUGCAGCAAAUAAACCAAUUAACUUAACAGAUGUUUCAAGCGGAACCUCUCCAAACCGUGCUGAUAACCUCACUGGUGCCAAAUUGAACAGCAACGUGAACCCGACAAGCUUUCUUACCAUCCACUUGGAUAUCAGUGUGAACCAUAGCAACCCUGAUACAGUGUUUAAAGCACUGGAAUCAAAUAACGGGCCCGUGCGGCUUUUCGUUUCAUCCUUAACCGUUGUUCAGCUUGGAGAUGACAGACUAUGCAGGUUCCUGAAACUUCUAAAUCCUGAUCAUUUAUUGAAGUUGGAUUUUUCUUACAAUGGAUUAGCUUUCUAUGAUAACGUGAAUGUUGAGCUGUCAACAAUUUUCCAAGAAAUGAAGAAGUUUACAAAAUUACGCUCCUUAUGCUUGUCAUACAGCGAUUUUGGAGAAAGUCACUUGAGGAGUCUUUCCGAAAUUUUGCAAGAACUUCCCUGUCUUGUAUCGCUAGAUCUUAGUGGGAAUUAUGUAGGCAGCAGCGUUGGGAUUGUUUUGAACAGUGUUAGAAAACCAUUGAACUGCCUAAGAUUAGCGAAAUGUAGAAUAGGCAAUGCUGGCAUCGAGGCAAUCGCUCGUUCAAAACAUGCGUCACAGCUCAUGGAGUUGGAUGUUUCGCGUAAUUGUCUAUCUUCAGAAUGCAUGGAAAAUCUACUCUACAUUUUCGAGUCCUCGAAAAAUACCAUGCGGGAAUUUUGCGUUCAUGGAAACCAGGUUCCCCCCUUGCUAGGGUGAACAAACGAUAAAUCUCAAACUGAGUAUACACUGGAUAAUCUGAGAACCUCGGCAGGAAAUCAAGAGAGCAUUUCAGGCGUUCCAUUGAAUUUCAAUUGGUACCGAUAUCAUUUACCAAGCUGGAACUAACAAAGACCGGAAAUCGUGCACAGGAUUUCCGGGGGCUUCUCUUGCGCGGUGUCCGGUCUUGGUCAAGUCUCUUUCGGUCCCCGUGGCUCUUUCAGCCGACCACAACUCGCGCGCGCAGAAUGAACCUCGGGUGUUUAGUGUAAUCCUAGAUCGUUAUUCACGUGAAAUCUUCCAUUCAAUGUUUCUUCAACUUUACUAGGAGUUCGUUACUGGGGUUGUACUCAGUGGGCAGGUACCUUUCAGAAGUUUCAGUUGAUAAACCUUGUCUCCCCUUGGGUGAAGGUGGAGCGCCUAUCAGAUUGAGCGCCAACCUUCGCUGAGUUUUAUUCGCUGUCCUUAAAGACCGUUGGCAACGAGGUGGAUGCGUUCUCAACAAGGUUCAUAGUUGUGUCACUGGUGUUCACAAAAUCAUGGCUUCACAUGUUACUGGUAAUCUACUGUAGCUUUUCAAGUAGUUUUCUCUCCCUGUAUAAAUUUUAAGGUGAGAAUUAAAAAAGUCCUUCCUAA